Molecule: messenger RNA, 1584 nt
Organism: Paramecium pentaurelia
Lineage: Eukaryota; Ciliophora; Oligohymenophorea; Peniculida; Parameciidae
Source: the annotation of a GenBank genome assembly
AUGGAUCCUAUCUUAGUAGAAAGUCAUAAACUCAUCUAACAAUAAAAAUUCGAAUAGGCAUUUGCUUUACUCCAAUAAAAUGAAUCCAAAAUACUUUCACAACAAUAACAUCAAAAUCAAUUUCAUUUAAAUAUUGGGAUAUGUUGCUUUAGACUUGGAAAUUAUAAAUAAGCUAUAUCUCAUCUUGAUUUAUGUGACAAAAAUGAUUAAGUAGAAAAUGUAACUGCCAUUAAAUAUCUAUUAAUGGCUCUUAUUUAUGAUUAAUAAUAUGAGAGAUGCAUGAAAGAAUCAACAUUAUUUCUAUAAUAUUCGAAUGUCUAAAUAUUAUUAAAUAUAUAUCAAAGUAGAGGUUAAUGUCUUUAAGAAUAAUGUUUAUAUUUAGCUGCCAUCUAAGAAUACAAAAAAUCAAUUGCAAAAGGAAAUAAAAAUAAUAUUGAUAUUGCAUAUUGUUAUCUAUAACUAGAUGAAUUAUAAGAUGCAGAGAUAUUUGUUAAUGCAUAUUCAGAUAUGGAAUAAAGUGAUAUCUAAGCUUAAUUAAUAAAAGCUGAAUUAUUAUUAAGAACUACAAAAGAAAAAGAAGGUGCUUAAGUAUUGUACACUGCUUAUUAAUAUUAUAAAUCAAAAUAAUAUAGAAUUACAGAUUAUACUCCAAAAGAAUUAGAAUAUUUGGAAUCUAAAUUAAAUGAUAGAAAUGGAAAAUAUAUUGAGUCAUUUUAUAAAAAAACAAGAACACAUAAUUUAGAUAAUGAUACUAAGAAUACAUUUUUAUAAUUUGUUAAAGAAUUAAAUAAUAAAUAAUAAUAAGAAUUGUCAAAAUAAAUUGAAGAAUAAAUUAAAAAAGUACUAUCAAAAACUUAAUUAAUGAAAAUGCAUGCUGAAAAAGCUGUAGAAUAAUUAUUAGAAGAUUAAUAAUUUAAAGAUUAUUAUGAUACAUUUAUUUAAUGUGUUGAAUCUACUUUUGAUCGUGCAAGUGGAUUUGUUAAUAGAUUUUAAAUUAAAACUGAUGAUAUUUUAAUUACUUUUGGAAUAGAAUUAUUAGCUAUGGUUCCAUUAGUAGGUUAAACAGUAUCAUCAGUUAUAAAUUCAUUAUAAGCUGAAAUUAGAACUCUUUAAAUUGUUUAAAGAUCAACUGCAUUAAUUUAAAUUGGUAAUACUUAAGAUGAAUUAACAUUUUUAAUAAAAUAAAUUCUUGUAAUUGUUUUAUAAGAUUAAAAUAAACAAAAAGAAAUUAAGAAUCCUGAAAUAUCUAAAAGUUAUUAAAAUUAUUUAAGAGAUUUCUUAAAUUUAAAAUUAUAAAUUAAAAAAUAAAUAAUUAAUCAAUUAGAUGAUAUCUACAUUAAAGAUAAAAAUAAAUAAGAAUUAUUAGCAAUUAAAGAUGCAAGUGAAUUAUUAGGUACUUAUUUUAGUUCUGGUUAUUUAUCAUUAAUAGAAGAUAAGGAUGAAGAAAGAAUACCUUAGAUAUGUGCAGAAUUUGUAUUAGCAGAAGGUGAAUAAAAAGUUUAAUUAAGAAAAAAUGUAUCCAAAAAAAUAGAAGGAUAAAAUGAUAAAUAAAUAAUUGAAAGUAAAUGUUGCAUUAUUUAAUGA